UAUACUUGUCACAUGUAAAUCGGGGCAAAGGACGACUAUGGCCAGUUGCAGAGUUGACAGCAGAAAGAUGAAUCCGGACCUGAGCAGGGAGAGGGCCACAGCCUCCUUUAACCCGGAGAUCAUCACCAACAUUCUGGAUGGGACCCCGGAGAAAACCCACAGGAGGAGGGAAAUUGAGAGCCUUGUGAUCAACGACCCAGCCUUCCACAAUGAGGACCCUAACUUCUUGUCCCGCAGCGAGCGGUAUGAGCUGGCCAUCAAGAAGAGUUCUCAGAUGGUUAAGAAGAUGAGAGACCAUGGCAUAUCAGACCCUGAAGAGAUCUAUUGGUUCAAGAGUUGGCUCCAUUUGAUAAACUUCGUACAUCGGGGCCGUCCUGAGCCCCUUGACCUUCACUUGGGCAUGUUCUUGCCUACUCUUCUGAGCCAGGCUACCCCAGAACAGCAGGAUCGCUUCUUCAUGCCUGCCUGGAACUUGGAGAUCAUUGGGACGUACGCUCAGACUGAAAUGGGACAUGGAACCCACCUCCGUGGACUGGAGACAACAGCCACCUAUGACCCAUCUACCCAGGAGUUCAUACUGAACAGCCCCACUGUGACCUCUAUCAAAUGGUGGCCUGGAGGGUUGGGAAAGACAUCAAAUCAUGCGGUAGUGUUGGCACAGCUCUAUACCCAGGGAGAAUGUAAAGGGCUUCAAGCCUUCAUAGUUCCUAUUCGCCAGAUAGGCACCCAUGAACCAUUGCCAGGAGUAACGGUUGGAGACAUUGGGCCUAAGUUUGGUUUUGAUGAGAUUGACAAUGGUUUCCUGUCAUUCAACAAGUUCAGAAUCCCAAGAGAAAACAUGCUGAUGAAACAUGCUAAGGUGGAACCAGAUGGAACGUACGUGAAGCCACUUAGCGAUAAACUGACAUAUGGUACCAUGGUGUUCAUCCGCUCCAUGAUUGUAGGAGACUCUGCAAGAAGCCUUUCUCGGGCUUGCACUAUUGCAAUUCGGUACAGCGCAGUACGACAUCAGUCUGAGAUCAGAGUUGGGGAUCCAGAGCCACAAAUCCUCAAUUUCCAGACCCAGCAAUACAAGCUGUUCCCUCUGCUGGCCACAGCCUAUGCGUUUCACUUUGUGGGAUCAUACAUGAGCCAGAAGUAUCACAGAAUAACUGGAGAUAUCCAGCAGGGUAACCUGAGUGAACUACCAGAGCUCCAUGCCUUUUCUGCGGGACUGAAAGCCUUUACUACAUGGGUAGCGAGCACAGGUAUUGAGGAAUGCAGGAUGGCAUGUGGAGGGCAUGGAUACUCUCGAAGUAGUGGAAUCCCUGACAUCUAUGUGACAUUUACCCCAGCCUGCACCUAUGAGGGGGAGAACACUGUGAUGAUGCUACAGACAGCCAGGUUCCUGUUUAAAAGUUACACUGCUGCCGAAUCAGGAGAACGUCUUGGUGGAAUGGUUUCUUAUCUGAACGAUGUAUCCUCUCAGCGUGUACAGCCUCAGCCUCUGGCUGGUCGACCUCAAAUUGCAGAUAUCAAUGAUGUGUUUGGUCUGGUGGAGGCCUAUAAACAGCGAGCAGCUUGGCUUGUUGUGCGUGCAGCUAGGGGUGUCCAGUCUGAUUUGAAGCGAGGAAAGCGUAAAGAGGAUGCCUGGAACAAGAAUUCUGUAGAUCUGGUGCGGGCAUCUCAGGCUCACUGUCAUUACGUGGUCGUCAAACUCUUUGCGGAUAAGCUGUCUGAGGUCCUGGAUGCUGCUACCCAUCGCAUACUGAGCUCCCUUUGUCUCCUCUACGCUCUGCAUGGGAUCAGCAAAAACACAGGAGACUUUCUUCAGGCUGGUCUUCUGACUUCCUCCCAAUUAGAACACGUAGAUCAGCGGGUUAAGGAUUUGCUGGGUGUAAUCCGUCCUAAUGCAGUUGCUCUUGUUGAUGCAUUUGACUACAGUGACACCCAGCUGAGCUCUGUCCUGGGGAGAUAUGAUGGGAAUGUGUAUGAGAAUAUGUUUGAGUGGGCCAAAAAAUCACCUCUCAACAAGACCCAGGUUCAUGAAUCUUUCCACAAGUAUCUCAAACCUCUUCAGUCCAAGCUGUGAUUCACCACAAAACAAGAAGAACACUGGACCAGCAUCACUUUAACUGGUUUUCAUAGCAAAUAUUUUUUUAAUUGUUCUUUAAAAAUGU
Nanorana parkeri is the source of this 2159-nucleotide messenger RNA. It is a transcript of the gene ACOX1, whose product is annotated as acyl-CoA oxidase 1. The record is from RefSeq and is a predicted model, not a curated record. The transcript has 15 exons. Gene Ontology annotation, cellular component: peroxisome. NCBI's taxonomy places the organism in Eukaryota, Metazoa, Chordata, Amphibia, Anura, Dicroglossidae. Gene Ontology annotation, biological process: lipid homeostasis; very long-chain fatty acid metabolic process; fatty acid beta-oxidation using acyl-CoA oxidase. Gene Ontology annotation, molecular function: FAD binding; fatty acid binding. The coding region runs from base 38 to 2071 and encodes 677 amino acids.